AUGAUGACGCUGAUGGCUAUGAUGACAACAGCGACCGAUUACUAUAAAAGUCUGUUCCACAUCGUCUCGAUCUUUCCCAUCUUCAGGCGCCACCAAAGGUCACCCCGCGCACAACUCCACCCGUCCUGCUCAGUUACGAGCGAAUCAAACUUCAACGCAUCGCUGCUUCUUCCCUCGAAUCCCCCACUUGGCAUCGUUGACACCCCUUCCCUCGCCGAUAUCCAUCCAGCGCGUGACAAACACGGCGUUACCCGCCUUCCCGCAACUCUUGAAACCGAUCCGUAUCUCUAUGCGGCAGUACUUGCAAUAUAUAACCCCCUCCUCAAUUCACAUAAAUCACACCUCACCAACUUCCGGAAUGUGGACCCCACACCAACGCAGAUCGAGCAUGUUAUGAAGCUUGCAUGGCUACAGAAGCCGAAUGCACGGGAUAGCGAGAAGGGCGUUGUCAGGGAUGCCGGGAGCAUCAAGACCUUGUGUCGCGGACGAGGAGGGAGCCGUUCCGGAUCCGCGCUUCGGAGGUGUGGAGGUCGAUGA
Pseudogymnoascus destructans is the source of this 537-nucleotide messenger RNA. RefSeq lists its product as uncharacterized. Bases 1 to 537 code for a protein of 178 amino acids. Lineage: Eukaryota; Fungi; Ascomycota; Leotiomycetes; Thelebolales; Thelebolaceae. The record is from RefSeq and is a predicted model, not a curated record. The transcript has a single exon.